AUGGCGUCGCUGGAGGCGGCCAUUGACGAGGAGAUGAGGGAGGUUGUGGCCAUUUUGGAGGGCAAACAGAAGCCUGGAGGCCGCCGUCCUGAGAGUCCCGCUGAGCGCGCACAGAGUCCUGCUUCGCCCAUGCGCAGCAUGCUCGAUGUCGACGAUCUAGGCCAACGCCGCAGCUCAAGUCGAGGUAGCACAGGCAUCCCAUUCGCCAUGCCCUCGUCGCCUCGCAGAGUGAACCCCGAGUCGGCGUACAAGUUCGAGAUGCUGCCCUCGAUAGAUGCGCAUGCCAUGCCCAAGCGCGUGUCUCAAGGCGGGAAGUUGGAUCUCGCUGCAAAGCCUCGUGCCAUGUCUUCUGUCUAUGGUAAGCCAUCAGGCUUUCUGGGUUCGUCGAAUGGGAAAGACCGAAAUAGUCCUAUGAGGGGCACUCUCGUCCGAUCCAAGUCAGGUUCUCCUGCGCCUGAUCGAUCCACGUCUCCAGCAACGCGCAUGCUGAGCCCAACCCCGUCCGCGACCACGCCCACGUCGAACAACACAUUCCUGACCGACUCGGGCAAGCGAAUUGACAUGGAUACCGCUUAUCGCAAGCUUUCCGACUCCGCACUUGCCCGUUCCGAGGGAGGGUUAUCAGCACUCCCAAACCGCAAAGGCUCAGACCCUUCCAAAGGAACGACUACCGCACCUGGCGGAGGUGUGCGCCUAACCACCGACGAUGAUGGCGAUGGCGACGACAGUGCUGUGGUAGAGAGCAGUGACAACGACUCUGAUAGUUCAGAUUGGGAUGAUGGAUGGGCCCCAGCCCAGAAAAAGCAACGCGGCAGACAACGAACACGGAAGGAGUCUGGUGGUGUCGACACCAUGGGCAGGGAGAUAAUCACUGCCAAAAGCUUAAUGGCCGCAGCAGAGGCAGAGAAUAGAGAUGUUUCGGCUUCGUACAAAGUACGUUCGUUGCUUGAGCCCGCAAUAAAUAUCACCGGGCCCAAUGGCGAAAGAAUGUCAAGGAGGAACUCUUCGGGAGUCGUACAUCCCCACACCAGCUUCGACCAGGGAGGUUCUGGCCUUUCAACUCCAAUUCAUUCGGAUCACGAGGACAAUAUGGCCGAAAUCAGAUCAGCCCAACAGCUCUCACUAAACAUUUCUCCUAUUCAGUCAAGCCCUGAGGCCCAUCGUUGUGUUCGACAGAUUAUCAGAGGAGACUACAGUCAGUUCGCGGAUGAUGCUCAGAAGGGGCUACGGCGACAGCGUGUGUAUUUGGUGUCGACAGAUCUGAGUGACGAAGCCGCAUAUGCUUUGGAAUGGACGAUUGGCACCGUUUUGCGUGAUGGCGAUACGCUUCUGGCUGUAUAUGCUGUCGAUGAGGAGAUUGGUGUUGCGGGUACUGAUGCCUCGGGAGCGCCUAUAAGUCAGGGCACUACGGGGAAACAAGAGUCUGACCACCUCAAGAGGACGUUAUCGAAUCAUGACGGCAUAGGAGCGACCAAGUCUGGGUCCUCGGCCUUGUCAAACUCCAUCAUGGCAACAGAAGCGAACGUGAGCGCCAUGGGUAAAACGGAAAAGCAGAGGUAUCAAGCAUGUGUGGAAGUGUCUGAUCGAUGCGUCAAGCUGCUGAGGAAGACGCGUCUGCAAGUCCGUGCCGUCGUCGAAGUGUUCCACUGCAAGAGUCCCAAGCACAUGAUCACGGAAGUGAUCGACUUUCUAGAACCAACGCUUGUGAUUCUCGGAUCGAGAGGCCGGAACGCUCUGAAGGGUGUCUUGCUCGGCUCGUUCAGUAACUACCUUGUUACCAAGUCGUCGGUGCCUGUGAUGGUUGCACGGAAACGCCUCCGAAAACAUAGCAAAUACAAGCGGCAAAAUGUCCGAAUGUCCAACGUACUUACCAAUCCCAGUGACAGGUUGGCCAAUGCUAAGAUUGACUGA
Messenger RNA from Cucurbitaria berberidis CBS 394.84, 1911 nucleotides. RefSeq lists its product as uncharacterized. NCBI's taxonomy places the organism in Eukaryota, Fungi, Ascomycota, Dothideomycetes, Pleosporales, Cucurbitariaceae. The transcript has 4 exons. The record is from RefSeq and is a predicted model, not a curated record. The coding region runs from base 1 to 1911 and encodes 636 amino acids.